Molecule: messenger RNA, 645 nt
Organism: Paraglomus occultum
Lineage: Eukaryota; Fungi; Glomeromycota; Glomeromycetes; Paraglomerales; Paraglomeraceae
Source: the annotation of a GenBank genome assembly
AUGACAGAAAGCGGAAUCAAGCUCCGACGACGUCUUCGAGAUGGCUUUAAAUUUAGCAGUUAUCAGGUAAGUGUAUUAAUACCUAAUCAGAGAGGUAGUAAGGCCAAGAUUAUAAAUGUUAUCGAGGGUAGUUGCAAAAUAGCUAUAGCUUCGCCCCCCAAAGAUUUGGAAGAGGAGAUUAUCAGAGAAAUAACAAAACGAAUCUUACAAAAUAGAUAUGGGUUUAGUAAGGAUCAAGUAAAUGCCUUAUUCACAAUUCAGACAAAUAAACAAUGUGGGAGUAUUUCUGGUAAAACCUUAAAUAUUGCAAUUUCCAACAAACCCCAAAAAAGAAUAGAGGGGCAGACAAUUGGAGAGAUGGCGCAUCGGCGUUUACGAGAUAAGCUUAGUAUUCGGGAUAUAAGAGCUGAAGCUUAUGCCUUAGCCCUAUCAGCAAAAAACGCCAAUGCUGGUUCAUCACGUCUUUCCCGACUCCGAAGAGAACUAAAAAAUCUUGGUGCUUCAUUCCAAAUAAUUGAGGCCACGAAAUUUCCAGAUAUUACAGAAGAAGCUAACAAAAUCCAGAGGGACAAUCAGAAAAAGGCUGAAGCCAAUCGUAUUGAUGAAUUUACAUUAGAAUCGGUCAAAGAAAGAUUGGAUAGCUAA